AUGGAGUUGCUGGUGCCGGUGCCAUGGCAGUCGCUGUCGACGCACCGCACAGAUGGAGUCUCUAUGGGCGGUGAUCGAUUGAAGCUUGGCCAAUUCCGCACCGGAGCGCUUCAUCACCGCGUGGUCGUCUCUCAUCGCAAACAGAGAACUACACUACGUGGAGGCCGACACAAGUUGAUAGAUUUAAAAUUUGAGAACGGAAUGGAUUAUUCCAAGGGAGAGUAUGCUAAAGCAAUAGAGAAAUCUUUUAGUUUUCUGUCUGAAAGUUCUUUCAGCUCAUCACCAUGGUCAUCUACAAGUUCUGAAGCAAGCUUAUCAUCUCUGUCUUCAUUUUCAUCUGAUGACUUUUCUGGUUAUGAUAGCUCAUCUUUAUUGUCCCCAAUGCAUCCAGAAAUGACUGUGAAUGGGAAAGUAACUCUCAAAGACAAAUAUUCAGUUACUGUUGUAUAUGACAAUCAAUUCUUUGCACUCCGAAAAAAGUGUUGCCCAUCCGAGCUUGCAUAUAUUACUUCUUUAAGCCGCUGCAAGAAGUGGAAUGCUCAAGGUGGAAAGAGCAAGGCCUAUUUUGUAAAGACAACAGAUGACAGGUUCAUCAUUAAGCAAAUCAAUAAAACAGAGUUUGAGUCAUUUAUUAAAUUUGCACCUGAUUACUUUAAGCAUGUUUACCAUUCUCUGGACACUGGAAGCCAAACUUGUCUCGCCAAAAUAUUAGGAAUCUAUCAGGUUAAGCAAAUUAAGCAUGGCAAAGAGGUAAAGAUUGACUUGAUGGUUAUGGAAAAUCUUCUCUUUGGCCACAAUAUUUCACGAAUUUAUGACCUCAAAGGUGCUAUUUUUUCGCGACGCGUCACUGACUCAAACGAUCAUGAUACUGUUUACCUAGAUCAAAAUUAUGUUGAGGACAUGAGCUUUUCUCCAAUCUAUAUUGGUGGAAGAACAAAGCAUCUUUUGCAGCGUGCAAUCUGGAAUGACACGUCUUUCCUCACUUCGGUGAAUGUUAUGGACUAUUCUCUACUUGUGGGAGUGGACAAAGAGAAGCAUGAACUUGUGUUUGGCAUCAUUGAUUAUCUGAGGCAAUAUACUUAGGACAAACAACUGGAGACAUGGGUGAAGACUUCUCUGGUAGUACCCAAAAAUGUUUUACCAACUGUAAUUUCCCCCAAGGAAUACAAAAAAAGGUUUAGGAAGUUCAUGGCGAAGUACUUUCUGUCAGUUCCAGACACAUGGAGUCUUGAUAAUCCGUCUAAGCCAUGCAAAUCCCUUGGUCAGAGCAAUCGCAAGUUGGCGGAAGUCCAGAUUGGUGAUAACCUGUCAGAGCACCCAAAUGAAGUUGAGGGGUGUGCCUAAUCAUGUGCAAGAUUUCCUGGCAAUUUUGUUGAACCCUAUCAUGUUGUUGUUUGGCUAUAUUUCACUUUGUAAAAUGGUGUACAUAGGAGGACCUUGCGGUUUUUAGGCAAAUUGUUGGGCAAGUGAGGUCCACAUGACGUGUACCUAUACAAAUGUUCAUUGUUGAUUUCACAAUUAUUAUAGUGAAAUUAAGAAUUCAUAUGAUCAUUUUUUUGGACCUA
Zea mays is the source of this 1565-nucleotide messenger RNA. RefSeq names its product 1-phosphatidylinositol-3-phosphate 5-kinase FAB1B. Gene Ontology annotation, cellular component: endosome membrane. Gene Ontology annotation, molecular function: 1-phosphatidylinositol-3-phosphate 5-kinase activity. The coding region runs from base 1 to 1083 and encodes 360 amino acids. Gene Ontology annotation, biological process: phosphatidylinositol phosphate biosynthetic process. The record is from RefSeq and is a predicted model, not a curated record. Lineage: Eukaryota; Viridiplantae; Streptophyta; Magnoliopsida; Poales; Poaceae. The transcript has 4 exons.